Messenger RNA from Protopterus annectens (West African lungfish), 14107 nucleotides. It is a transcript of the gene SLC1A1, whose product is annotated as solute carrier family 1 member 1. Gene Ontology annotation, cellular component: plasma membrane. NCBI's taxonomy places the organism in Eukaryota, Metazoa, Chordata, Ceratodontiformes, Protopteridae. Gene Ontology annotation, molecular function: L-cysteine transmembrane transporter activity; L-glutamate transmembrane transporter activity; glutamate:sodium symporter activity. The record is from RefSeq and is a predicted model, not a curated record. The transcript has 12 exons. Gene Ontology annotation, biological process: L-glutamate transmembrane transport. The coding region runs from base 549 to 2126 and encodes 525 amino acids.
CCUAUAUAACGGAAUAUAUCUAGGCAUUCAUGGACAGCUUUUCUAACCACCCAUGCUCAUUGGGAGAACCGUGUCCAACCCAUGCAUACAGAAGAAAGAAGCAAUCAUUAAGUACCCAGCUAUUUUAACGAAAGACACGUUGCAGUUCUAAACAAACAAAAGACUGCGAAGGUUAUUUAACCAUCCUCGAAACAGAAACAUUGCCAGAGCAAGGGCAGAGUCCAUUGAAGAAGGAAUGUGUUUUUUUUUUAUCUAUCAAUAGUAGAUAUACAGCAGUGCAGAGGAAGUGAGAGAGAGACCGAGGAGGAGAGUGCGAGAGAGAGAGAGCGAUAUUGACUGUUUCUGCUGAGCACAUCAUCAUCAUCAUCUGGGAGGACAGAGGCACUGAAGACCAUAUCUGCAGUACACACGCUGCUCCACAGCAGGAGCGUCAUUUCUUUUUGGAAACCUUUACUAACCUAAACAUCAAACCAUUUUUUAGAGCCAACUGUCAGUUCUAGCUCUUCUUAGUUUGCGUAUUUAAAAAAUAACAGUACUGUAUAUCGAGAAUGGGGAAGAAAUUGGGUAAAGGAUGCGACUUCAAAAGCUUUAUGAAGAAGAAUUGGCUGUUAAUUUCGACUGUGGUUGCAGUGGUUUUAGGAAUUGGAUUGGGACUUCUCGUACGGGAGUAUGCAAGCCUUUCAACUCUGGAUAAGAUCUAUUUUGCAUUUUUGGGUGAGGUUUUAAUGCGGAUGCUAAAGUUGGUCAUUUUGCCUUUAAUCGUAUCCAGCAUGAUCACAGGUGUUGCUGCUUUGGAUCCAGGCUCCUCUGGCAAAAUCGGCCUCCGUGCUAUAGUGUACUAUUUGUCAACAACCAUUAUCGCAGUAAUUCUAGGAAUUGUGCUGGUUAUGGUUAUAAAGCCUGGAAUUUCUCAAAAUGCUAAUGACAUAGAUCGAACAGGUAACACACCAGAUGUCACCACUGCUGACGCCAUGUUGGAUUUGAUAAGAAAUAUGUUUCCAGAAAAUCUUGUCCAGGCCUGUUUCCAGCAGUAUAAAACAAAACGUGUAGAAGUGGUACCAGAGAGUAAACCAGGAAAUAAUACAACUGCCACUCCUACUGUUACUGCUCUGAUGACAACCCUUUCACCAAUGAACAGAAGCAAGGAGUACACAAUACAGGGUGCUUACUCAGAUGGUAUCAAUGUGUUGGGUCUGGUUGUCUUUUGUCUGGUCUUUGGAGUUGUGAUUGGCCAAAUGGGAGAGAAAGGACAGAUCCUGAUGGAAUUUUUUGACGCUCUGAAUGAAGCCACCAUGAGAAUAGUGAAGAUAAUCAUGUGCUACAUGCCUUUUGGUAUAACAUUCUUAAUAGCAGGGAAGAUAAUAGAAGUUGAAGACUGGGAACUCUUCAAAAAACUAGGACUUUACAUGGCCACAGUGUUAACAGGACUGGCAAUCCAUGGCAUCAUAAUUCUGCCACUGAUUUAUUUCAUUAUUGUGAGAAAAAAUCCUUUCACCUAUGUCAUUGGAAUGGCUGAAGCUCUGCUAACAGCUCUUAUGAUCUCAUCCAGCUCUGCUACUUUACCUGUGACCUUCAAAUGUGCAGAAGAAAACAAUAGAGUAGACAAGAGAAUUACCAGAUUUGUUUUACCAGUUGGAGCGACAAUUAACAUGGAUGGGACUGCACUCUAUGAAGCAGUGGCAGCCAUAUUUAUUGCACAGCUAAAUGACUACCCACUGGAUGUUGGACAGAUAAUUACUAUUAGUGUAACAUCGACAGCGGCAAGUAUUGGAGCUGCAGGUGUUCCUCAAGCAGGCUUAGUUACUAUGGUGAUUGUGCUAACUGCAGUUGGGUUACCUGCUGAUGAUGUCACACUUAUUUUGGCAGUGGAUUGGCUUCUUGAUAGAUUCAGGACAAUGGUAAAUGUCCUUGGAGACGGAGUUGGAGCAGGAGUUGUUGAAAGCCUUUCCAAAAAAGAGCUGCAACAGAUGGACCUCAGUGCAGAAGAAAAUAUAGUCAAUCCUUUUGCCCUGGAAUGCAAAUUAUCAGACACUGAAGACCAAGAAUCAAAGAAAUCCUACAUCAAUGGUGGCUUCGCUGUGGAUAAGACAGACUCCAUUUCUUACACACAAACAUCACAGUUUUAACCUACUACUCAUGAAAUUGUGGGGACAGUAUUUGUUACAGGUUCCUAAAUCCCAACAUUUAAUUGAAAAAUGUGACUUUGUAACCUAGAAACAGUGCUAACUCAAAUAAUACCCAAAUGGCAUUGUUUAUUUUACCUUGGGGUAAGACACCAACAAUACUUGUAUUUAUUGCAAUUUAAAGUACACAAUAUGAGACCCCAUGUGAAAGUAAGACAAUAUGAAGAGUUCAGUGAUUUUCUCCUAGUACAUUUCUCGUUUUAAUUGUAAAGUCUGGAUACAGAUAUUUGCAAAUAUAGUAUUAAGGUGAUUCUUUUUACUGUAAAUAGAUAUAAAAUGUGUAGAUAUAAUGACAGUUUGAAAUGUGCAUGUUUAUAAGCCAGCUGUUGCCAGUGAGGCCUCAUGCAAAACUUAGUCUUUUUAAAUUGUCAGUUCUUUUUCUAAAUGCCAUUGUUCUUAUUUUAUACCAUAGUAACAAUAGUCAUGAACAUGACUUAAAUGUGGAUCCCUUGUUCAGCGUGAGUGAUCUGCUCUUCAAUUGUUAUCAGCAAACGUUAUAAAAUAAUGCAUGACAUUUGUCACCAUAUGUGGCAAGCAGAAAAAAAGUAGCUUUGCAGCCUGCUUAUGAUAUGGCAUGCUGGUAAUCAGCAUUUGAUACUAAUGGAAUGAAAAGAAAAUUGCAAGGUAUUAUACCCUCUAGGCUGGAUAAGAAAAUAUUCAAGUUGAUUAUUUCAUAAGUAAAAGUGCCAUAUAGUUUCACAAUGGUAGAUGUCAUGCUAUGAGCAGUUCAACACCUUAACAUGUGCCAUCAGCAAAACAAGCUCUUUGUCUCUUACUGUUUUCCACUCCUGACCUUAAGAACAUACAUACAAACAUAUGUUUACAGCGUGUUCAAGUUUUUAGCUGGCUGAUUCCAAAGUCAGCUGAUUUGCUUUGCCUUUGCUUUGAAACAUUGUGACCUUGAAAAUAUCAGAAAGAAUGUAGGGUAUGUGGGGUAAAAAUUCUGAUGUGGGGAGGUAGAGAACCUCUGCUCUCAGAAAGGAUUUUGUCAAAUGACUUGGAUAUUCAUCAGUGUCAAGUAAAAUGGUCUAUAUAUAGCCAUUCAUAAGUGCCAUUCUUUCCUGAUUACGUAUCAGGACAAUUGUGCCAAUUAAUUCACUGUUUUGUAAUCACUAUGAACUCCAUGAUUUGUUGAAGCAUAUAUUCACCAGCACAUGUUCAAUUUGCUCAGGAUUUUUAGCUCAUACUGUGAUAUCUUUAAAUCAGUGAGAUGCCAAGAUCAUGUUUUUUCUCCAGGAUCUGCUGCCCUGUGAUUUAUUUCCUGAACCCAUUCAUUUUACCAGGUUAUUUGAUAUGUAGCAUUUUUCUGACAAAACCUCCUUUGCUUGCACAUUUCGUUGUGAUAAGGAUGUGGACUGACCUAUUUACUUAGACAUGCAUACAACAUGAAGUUUUCUUUCGUAUUAUAACUUUUAAAUGCGCCAUAUUCAGGUCUGGCAACAACAACAACUCUUUGCAGAAUAGUUCUCUUAAAUAAUAUAUUGACUCCCCUUUGCAUGACUUUGCUUUAAAUGUGACUGAUUUUGACUGAUGUACGUUCUGGUAUCAGGCACAUUAGAAGCCUUACAUCGGUGACGAUAUUUUUACCCAAAUGUAAAAAGAAAAGAAAAAUGACCUUGUAUAUGAUUAAAGCAGAACUAGAAUUACUUUCUGUGCACUGGAACAAAACCUAUAUUUGAACUGACACCCCAUGGUGAACAGAUGCUUUGUAACAGUUCAUUUGAAUAAUGUAUUAAUGAUUAUACUGACAGUCACAAGAAAGUCUAUGGCUUUAAUCCAAGAAGCAGCAAGCACUCGAAGCAAAAAUACAAUUCUGUAUGCUAAAAAAAAUAUUUAAAGAAUAACUGGAAACAAAUGGAAAAAGUCUCAAGAGACUCAGCUUGCUAAGCUCCAUACAGGGAAGAUGUUUAGACCUGAGCACUAAACAAAAACACUGAACAGCAUCAUAGUUGAGUAAUUGAGGUAUCCAGUUACUCAGUGAGGGGCAAGUUCCACCUUUUCCGUGUUUAUUAAGGUUUUUUUUUUUUUUUGAGAGCUAUGCUAGCACAUGGGCUAGAUUAAAUUAUUUAUGCAUAGUGCAUUUACCUGUACCUUUGUGGCCUUAUGCAUGGCAGAAAUGGCUCCAAAAAGGACCAAUUCACUUACCUGGUUAAUAAAUAAGUUAAAGCACACGCAAACACACACACACACACACACACACACACACACACACACACACACACACACAGACACGGGUAUUGUGGAAGACUACUGCAGCAGUAUUUACAAAAGUGUUUUUUAAACACCAAUAUCAGACAUCUACCUGUCUUGAUUUUUCAGGAGUUACAUGUCCCCUUGGCAUGAAGUAAUGUUACUUUUGUGCUGGUUCUUCUCUGAUGUUCUGUAGUGCAUAUCUCUUAUAAAAUCACAUUGCCUCUCUUUCAGCUGUCUUACUGCUUUGGAAAUGUCAGUGGCUUAACUGCAUUUUCUGUUAAUGACUAGUUUGCCUGUCAGUUGGCUGACUUCUCGAUGAUAUGUGCUUUUACAUUUUUUUCUGAUUUAUUUAUUUGUUGAGGUAAGUGGACGGGUCACAAAGAUUGUAUGAUCCAGUUUUCCUCAAGAAGGCAGAAAUGAUCAAAGUAGUAGAGCUUGCAGAGAAAGUGGCUUGGAUGCCCUGCUUGUAGAAAUGAAUGCGUAACAUUGUUCUUGUGCAGCAAAACACAAAGAUGUACAAAUUUUGGGGAGGAUGUGAUAAAUUAGCAUGCUUUGUUUAUGCAAAUGUAUUUUAUGGGGGUUAGCAAAAUAUAGACUGGACAUCACAGCUGAUCUAAUCAGAAGAUGUUUCCUCUGCUUGGGUAGUUGAGUUCAGUUAGUUCGUUCAACUGCUUGAGCUGAUUGAUCGUUUUCAUUUUGGCAUCAAACCUAAAGAUUGUUUUGUAAAUGUGGAAACUUAAAGUAGAUUAAGUGCUUAGUUAUAGACCUCCUGAAUGACCUGUUCACUGAGUUUACCAAACGGGAGAGUGGUUCGAGGGGAAGAAACUUUUUUUAGAGGGCUACCAUAAAGCUGGUUUAACACUUACAUCUACUCAUUUUACAACAGACUGAUUAUAUCAUCUGUUGAAGCUUCUUAGCUCCUUUUUCAUGGGACUUCUUUAUUAACUGUCAGAUAAGUUUCUGAUUCUGCUUUUUCAUUAGAAAGCCAAAAAAUCAUCUUUUUCCUCCACUUCAUCUGAGGAAGAAUUUUAUAUAGUCGGGACUGAAUAAUCCCUGGAUUUGUAAAGCCAUUUUAACGAUCAGCAGCCCCAUUUUUCCAAGUCCACAAUGAAUACAUUUCCUUAACUUAAUGAGAGAAUUGUCAAACUAGGAUUACAAUGUGUCAGAACAAAUAAAGUGAUAUAGUUUCUUAAAGGCCUCCACCAUCUCUGGGCUUUGACUAAUGCUCUUCUAGUCAGUUUGUUUUAAAAUAUCGAAAAGGUUUCCUAGAAGGCAACAUAAUGGUAUCUUUCAGGUGGAUGGAAAGCAGGCAGGCUUUCCAAAGCACCAUCUGGUGAGAAGUAACAAUUGAAAAUCCUCAAAGGAGACCCUACACUAAUUUCCACAGUCAUACAGAAAAGCCGCUAUCAAUGCACUUCUAUUUUUGUGAUAAUAAAUCCAAGGGUGGUAUAUUUGAGCAAAGGAUUUAGAUAUCUUGAAAUCUGAUAUAUUAGUUUGUUAACUAUUUAAACUGUAUAUUCAAUAUCAAGUUAUGAUUGAUUAUGAUCAGAUGAUAAGGACAUGACAUUUACAUUAGUUACAACCACUGUCAGAAUGGCCAGUAAUUGUAUAAGAUAUGUCUUAUGAUGCAGUUAUUGUAUCUGUACUCCAGCAGUAAUGGCUGUAACCACUAGAAGAUAUGCAUGAAUAAGGACCAAGUCUUUCCUUUAUCAUAUGAAGGAAGAAAGAACUGGUUGAACAUAUGCCCAUUAACAGUGAGCCACUCUUUGGUUUAAUGAUGGAUGAUUCACUGGCAGAACAUAGAAGAAAGGGCAUAUUUCUAUAAUUACAGUGCCUUUUCAGGUUAGCAUUGUAGAGUAUGUGUGUCUGCCUCCUGGCUGGCAACUUCACUUUAUAAUUAACAUUGCUAACUUUCCUCACAGCACAGAAAACUCCUUUCCAAAUUACCUGUCCCUUUUGAUUAAUAGGAAUAAACAUUACCCUUUGCCCGUUACUGCUUCCAGGCUUGUUAGCCCACAACAAAACAGUUGGAAUGCACAUUUUUUUCUGGUUCAGUAGUCCAAGCAGGUUAGAAGUUUUGCAAUCUAAACAUAUGUUUUCCUUUUUAAAACAAAGCUACAUAGAUCACACAAACAUCUUUUCAAUGUAAUGUAAAGCAACUGUUGACAGGAAGCAGUGUGUGUGUGUGUGUGUGUGUGUGUGUGUGUGUGUGUGUGUGUGUGUGUGUGUGUGUGUGUGUGUGUGUGUGUGUGUGUGUGUGUGUGUGUGUGAUUGAAACAGCUUCAUUUUAAUACUAAUGGCUGCAUUAUUACUGAAAGAAUAAUUCUGUUUCUCACAUCUUUUUUUCAGAGUUUACAUUUUUGCUGUAUUUUUAUUGAAGGCUGCAUGCUUUAUAAAACAUUCUAAAUUUCCUGGAUGGCAAAUGACAUUAAGCAUCCCCACAUUUAAUAUCUAUUUAUUCUUUAUCAUUGAUUCAAAUCUGUUUCGUUCUUUCUAUUAUCUUAUCUGUCAAGUCUCUCAGUGCUGCUAGCUUAUUAAUUUCUUAACAGCUCGCAAUUCACCUUUGACCUCCAUCAGUAACAACAACAUGGUAGAUAGUAUCCUUCAAAGCAACUCAUUUAGAAUUAGAAUUCUUGUGGUACUCAACAUCCCUUCAAAUGCCAAGCUGAAGGAACUGUUUAAAUCAAAGUUAUGUCUAAUAUGAUUCCACUUAACCCAUAUAUCACCAUAUUUCCUUAUCGCCCAGUCUAUUAUAUCCUAGUGUUUCUGUCUUCCUACAGCCUCAAACUCUAUUCCCAUGGACACGCGUAUUACUAUAACCAGUAGGCAAAAGAAAGUUGGUCCACAUGUUUUAAUUAUUAUAACUCAGCAAGUAUUUUAAGGCCUUGUGGCUUGGGUAAACACAUACCUUUUCUGACAUAAUUUGACCACAAAAAGAUUCUCUCAAACUUUUCCUUGCUGUUCCUCAUUAAACAAGUCAAGUAUUUCCAUUUUGCAUAUUUUCAUAUGCAGUAAGAUUUUAAUAUGAAUUGCACCAUAAUAUAAAUAUUAAUCUGGUACACCCAGUUUACCCAUUUGAUUUUCAAAAACCAGGUUUCUCCAGGAUACUCUAGGUUUUCCACAGUUGCAAAUAAUAAAAUUUGUGUGUAUAAUUUUAAUGCAGAAUUGGUUGUGUAGCUUUAGUUACUUUAUCCUUUCCUCAUGACAAUGUAUAUGUUCACAAGUUCCUGUUAAAUAAAUUCAUAUUCCUGGACAAACCCAUGUCUGGUUUUAGUGGAAAUACAAUUGUAGCAAAACUUCAGGCUGUGAUUGCAGCUUUUUUGGGACAAGAAUACACCUAAGAUAUCAAUAAAGAAAAUGGUGGCCUCAGCCACAGUAGGAAACAGAGUUUACCAAUUCUUUGAGAAAUUACAUGGCUGAAGAAGGUGACAUGUUCAUCUAUGUUACGUCCAGUCCCAUUUCAUUUAGAUUCUUCCUGAAUUAAUAUUAAUUCAAGUUUACUUUCUUCUGGCAUUUUGUAUAGAUGCAGAAUAAUUUGGGAUCCUGGGGAAAAUGGGCGUACCUUUUUAACACUAUAUAGAUCCUUAUGUCUGCAUAACCAAUAUUGUUGGUGAUGGGAAUAAUUUUAAGCCUGCAUUAUCUCCAGAGUUGAUUAGAAAUUUAUUUUUCUGGACACAUUGUUUCAUUGAAGGCUUCUGACUAUAGUUCUUUUUCCUUUAAUGAGGACAUUGUGAUCAUGGCAAUAUCUCCAACUCGGGGAUAUACAAAGUGUUACUGAGUCUCUUUUAACACAACUAAAGCUUGAUCUUAAAUUCACCCACAUGCCUAGAGCAUUGUUCUCUGUCUUGCAUAUAGGUUGAGUGAAAAGGUGUCUACAACCUCUAUAAUAAAAAGCCAUCAUUCAAAGAUGCCCACUACAUCAUUAUAAAAAAAGAUUUAAAACUGGUAAGCAUCUCAAAUGUACCAUGAGGAAAUUAAGUCCCUCUAUGAACUUAGGAUUGCAACUAAUUCAAAAGACAGAUAUAAGGCCUUCUUUAGCUGUAUUAAAAAGACUAGAAGUAACCUACAGUUUUAUCUGAAAUGGCACCUCCUUCAAUGACUCCAAUGAUGUUCCUAAUAUUUUUAAGGACUAAUUCCCUUUCAACUUUAUUCAGCCUUCCCACCCUUCUCUCCCUCCAUUUCCCCUCACACUCCCUUCCUCAGAUCAAUUUGGGCCAUGUCCUUUUGGCACUUUCCAAAAUGUAAAAGACUACUUCCAUGGGUCCUGACUAUAUCCCUGGAUGUCUGCUAGAAAGUGUAAAGUCUAAUUUAGCAAACACCCUCCAUCAACCCUUCAAUCUAAGUCUCUCCAUUACUUAUGUCCCUGAGGAGUACAAAAUAGUAGUUGUAGUACCCAUAUAAAGGUAGUCCCUCGACAGUCCCUAGAAAUUUCAGGACUACUAGUCGCAUUCACAAUAUUUGCAAGGUUUUGGAAUGUAUUACAACUGCAUAACUAAACAAAGAUAUAGGUGAUGGUAUAUCCCCGGUGCACAUCAGUUUAGCUUUGUGAAAGGCAGAGUAUGUCUGUUCAACCUGGAUGAGUUCUUUGAAAGGGUUACAGAGGCCAUAGAUAAGGGCCAUACAGUCCACACUGCUUAUCUAGACUUUGCCAAUGCCUUUUACACUAUUCUCUAUGCUAGUAUUAUUGCCAGACUCUUCUAAUUCAACAUUAACCCAUAAAUAGUUUGCUGGAUUGGCAGUUGGCUGUCUGGCAGAACCUAUACCAUUAAGGUUAGGUGUAUUUGCUGUAGAUGGAAAUGUUUUAUUAAUGGGGUCCCACAAGGCUCUGUCCUGGGUCCCCUCCUGUGUGGUAUGUAUUUCUGUGAUAUAAAAAAAUGAUAUCAAGGGACUUUGGCUAACCAUGUUUGUUUAAGGUUAUAAGACGUGGUUGUUAUUAAAUCCCAUACUGAUACUCAAAUUCUGCAGGAAACCUGGACCAGAAAUGGUGUAUUACUCAUGGGCAUACCCUUAACACCAAGAUAUGCAGCAUAGUUUCCCCUCAUUUAAUAUAGCACAUCUAUCAUAUACAUAACAUUCCUCUUAACGUUUGCAUAGCCAUCAGGGACUUGGGUACAUAUGUUAAUAGCAGACUCUCCUUUGCAUAACAUGUCUGUGUGUUGAUUAGAAAAUGUUUCUACCUUGCACGGUUUAUCUUUUGUGGCAUCUACUCAAGAUCCAAAAAAAUUAUAAUCCCACUUUAUUCAUCCCUUAUUAGGCCUAUCAUUGAAGAUAAUGCACUCUUCAGCAUGUACCUCACCAAGCACUUAAAACAGUAUGAGAGACUUCAACCUUUCCUCACCAAAAAGAUCUCAGGUCUCAGUACCCUUAGAUACUCUGAUUAAAAGCUCUGUCCCUCUACUCAGUGACAUACAGACUCCUGAGCGAUGAUGUUUGCUUAACUUUCUGUGCUAUAAAUUAUCCAUCAUUAUUUGAACAACUUCACCUAAGAAGAACAAGUGGUAAAGUGAACACCUGUCCUAGAGUCCUAAACCUACAUACACCAUUACAUCAACAAGACCAGAUGGCAUGACAGAUAACAAAACCAUUGCAUACCCUGAUUCUGGAAGAGGACGCCUUUACCUGUCAAGCAGGCCACAUCCCUAGCAAGCAUUAAAAUCCAUCUGGAUCACUGAAUGGGUGAUCACAAAUUUUGACCAGGAAUAUGUGGAUAAAGUCUACUUAAUGAGGGGCACUGAUACUUUCCCAGUGGUACUAGGUGAUGUGGCUGACUUCCUUGAUGGUCUCUUUUAACAGUAAGCUUAAUAAGAGACAGUGAAGCUAUGAACCUUUGAAUCCAGGGACAAGUGUAUAUUGGAAAAGUCAUUAGGCUUUGAACCCUAGAAUUUCAGAGGAGGAAUAACUUAAAGUGCUGGUGUGGUAGGAUCUUAUACCCCCCCCCCCAGAAUCACUUUUGCUCACUUUAAAUAAAUGCACUUUUGUGAGAUUUUACCUUCAUUUUAUGCUUAUAGAUGGUUGGUGGGGCAGUUAACUGUUGAAAAUAUCAAAAGAAAAGAGCUUUUUUAAUGUAUAUCCUUUGAGAAUAUCAGGAUAACCAAACAAUGUAGUAUAGAAUAGACUCUGCUACGGCUAUGGCAGUUAGAUUUUUGUAUUCUACUUAUAAAGCACUUAAACUUUUUGAUUCUUGGCAUUUAUGAAAUGUGAAAUCAAUAAUUUUGUUUACCACUGGCUAUAGAUUGUCUAAUGCUAUUGCAGCACUUGUCUGUCAUCUCUUCAAAAUAACCAUGCUGAUGUUUCAAAAGAUGUACAUAGUUAUGUUAAAAACAAUUUAAAAAAUUACACUGGAAACUGAGGAACUUAAAAUGAAUUCUGAUCAAUUUUAAGUGUUGUUAGGACAAAUUUGUAAAUAAUUUUCUGUAUUCUUUGUUUUUUGUUUUUUUCAUUCAUCAUGUUUAAUUUGUUUUCUGUAGAUAAUAAAGUUUGUUUCAAAAAAGAAGAGAAAAAAAUCAGUACCUGUAUUUUCUGAUCUAGGUCCAGGCCUAUUAUUUACCCUUUGUCGAAGUCCGAUUUCUAGCCCUUCAUCAGCUUCUAUUAAGUCUUAGUCAUGGGGUCCUAUUCAAAAUGUCCUGCUUUUGAUCUCCAUUUUCUACAGCUGGAGAUGCAUUUUGCCUUUAUUCUGUUUUUUAAAGAUGGGAAAAUAUCACUUUGUUGCUUAUCAUCCACCCCAAAUCCAUUAUUCUGUGGCAUUGGACUGUUUUAACUCCAAACGCCACACUGUCUUACUCAUAUUUAUUCUACCUUGACCCUGUCCCUGCUCCUGCCUCAUACUGUUUUAACCCCCACCACCGCACUGUUCUAAUCAUAUUUACUAACCCUAAUCCUGUCCCUGCUCCUGCCUCAUACUGCUUUAACCCCACCACCGCACUGUUCUAAUCAUAUUUACUAACUCUAAUCCUGUCCCUGCUCCUGCCUCAUACUGUUUUAACCCCACCACCGCACUGUUCUAAUCAUAUUUACUAACUCUAAUCCUGUCCCUGCUCCGGCCUCAUACUGUUUUAACCCCCACCACCGCACUGUUCUAAUCAUAUUUACUAACUCUAAUCCUGUCCCUGCUCCUGCCUCAUACUGCUUUAACCCCCACCACCGCACUGUUCUAAUCAUAUUUACUAACUCUAAUCCUGUCCCUGCUCCUGCCUCAUACUGUUUUAACCCCACCACCGCACUGUUCUAAUCAUAUUUACUAACUCUAACCCUGUCCCUGCUCCUGCCUCAUACUGCUUUAACCCCACCACCGCACUGUUCUAAUCAUAUUUACUAACUCUAAUCCUGUCCCUGCUCCUGCAUCAUACUGUUUUAACCCCCACCACCGCACUGUUCUAAUCAUAUUUACUAACUCUAAUCCUGUCCCUGCUCCUGCCUCAUACUGUUUAACCCCCACCACCGCACUGUUGUAAUCAUAUUUACUAACCCUAAUCCUGUCCCUGCUCCUGCCUCAUACUGUUUUAACCCCCACCACCGCACUGUUCUAAUCAUAUUUACUAACCCUAAUCCUGUCCCUGCUCCUGCCUCAUACUGCUUUAACCCCCACCACCGCACUGUUGUAAUCAUAUUUACUAACCCUAAUCCUGUCCCUGCUCCUGCCUCAUACUGUUUUAACCCCCACCACCGCAAUGUUCUAAUCAUAUUUACUAACCCUAAUCCUGUCCCUGCUCCUGCCUCAUACUGCUUUAACCCCCACCACCGCACUGUUCUAAUCAUAUUUACUAACUCUAAUCCUGUCCCUGCUCCUGCCUCAUACUGUUUUAACCCCCACCACCGCACUGUUCUAAUCAUAUUUACUAACUCUAAUCCUGUCCCUGCUCCUGCCUCAUACUGUUUUAACCCCCACCACCGCACUGUUCUAAUCAUAUUUACUAACUCUAAUCCUGUCCCUGCUCCUGCCUCAUACUGUUUUAACCCCCACCACCGCACUGUUCUAAUCAUAUUUACUAACUCUAAUCCUGUCCCUGCUCCUGCCUCAUACUGUUUUAACCCCCACCACUGCACUGUUCUAAUCAUAUUUACUAACUCUAAUCCUGUCCCUGCUCCUGCCUCAUACUGUUUUAACCCCCACCACCGCACUGUUCUAAUCAUGUUUACUAACUCUAAUCCUGUCCCUGCUCCUGCCUCAUACUGUUUUAACCCCCACCACCGCACUGUUCUAAUCAUAUUUACUAACUCUAAUCCUGUCCCUGCUCCUGCCUCAUACUGUUUUAACCCCCACCACCGCACUGUUCUAAUCAUAUUUGCUAACCCUAAUCCUGUCCCUGCUCCUGCCUCAUACUGCUUUAACCCCCACUACCGCACUGUUCUAAUCAUAUUUACUAACUCUAAUCCUGUCCCUGCUCCUGCCUCAUACUGUUUUAACCCCCACCACCGCACUGUUCUAAUCAUAUUUACUAACUCUAAUCCUGUCCCUGCUCCUGCCUCAUACUGUUUUAACCCCCACCACCGCACUGUUCUAAUCAUAUUUACUAACUCUAAUCCUGUCCCUGCUCCUGCCUCAUACUGUUUUAACCCCCACCACCGCACUGUUGUAAUCAUAUUUACUAACCCUAAUCCUGUCCCAGCUCCUGCCUCAUACUGUUUUAACCCCCACCACCGCACUGUUCUAAUCAUAUUUACUAACUCUAAUCCUGUCCCUGCUCCUGCCUCAUACUGUUUUAAACCCACCACCGCACUGUUCUAAUCAUAUUUACUAACUCUAAUCCUGUCCCUGCUUCUGCCUCAUACUGUUUUAACCCCCACCACCGCACUGUUGUAAUCAUAUUUACUAACCCUAAUCCUGUCCCUGCUCCUGCCUCAUACUGUUUUAACCCCACCACCGCACUGUUCUAAUCAUAUUUACUAACUCUAAUCCUGUCCCUGCUCCUGCCUCAUACUGUUUUAACCCCCACCACCGCACUGUUCUAAUCAUAUUUACUAACUCUAAUCCUGUCCCUGCUCCUGCCUCAUACUGUUUUAACCCCACCACCGCACAGUUCUAAUCAUAUUUACUAACUCUAAUCCUGUCCCUGCUCCUGCCUCAUACUGUUUUAACCCCCACCACCGCACUGUUCUAAUCAUAUUUACUAACUCUAAUCCUGUCCCUGCUCCUGCCUCAUACUGUUUUAACCCCCACCACCGCACUGUUCUAAUCAUAUUUACUAACUCUAAUCCUGUCCCUGCUCCUGCCUCAUACUGUUUUAACCCCCACCACCGCACUGUUCUAAUCAUAUUUACUAACCCUAAUCCUGUCCCUACUCCUGCCUCAUACUGUUUUAACCCCCACCACCGCACUGUUCUAAUCAUAUUUACUAACCCUAAUCCUGUCCCUGCUCCUGCCUCAUACUGCUUUAACCCCCACCACCGCACUGUUGUAAUCAUAUUUACUAACCCUAAUCCUGUCCCUGCUCCUGCCUCAUGCUGUUUUAACCCCCACCACCGCACUGUUCUAAUCAUAUUUACUAACCCUAAUCCUGUCCCUGCUCCUGCCUCAUACUGCUUUAACCCCCACCACCGCACUGUUGUAAUCAUAUUUACUAACCCUAAUCCUGUCCCUGCUCCUGCCUCAUGCUGUUUUAAACCCCACUGCUACACUGUUUGUCUUACUGAUAUUUACUAACCCUUACCCUAACCAUGUUCCUGCCCUGGCCCUGCAUAUUAGCUUCACAAAAAAAAAAAAAAAAAAAAAUUUCCCUAACAGUACCAUUAUA